AUGUCUCAGACACUGCUGGAUCCGCUGACCCUCGAUGAGGAGAUAAAUGAGGAACAGAAGACACCAGACGUUACCUCGUUAUGGGAGCACGUGGCGCUCGCGCAGAUUCCAGUAAAGGUGUUGAGAGGACACGCCGACUCCGUGACCAGCUGUCACUUCUGUUUCCGUGACACUCGACUUCUUACCAGCUCCCACGACAAGACAGUGAUAUUUUGGGAUGUGGAGACAGGAGCUCAGCUGAUGGUGCUGACAGGAGGACACUCAGGAGCCAUCACUGCCUGCUGUUUAGUCCAGGAGAAAAACAGUGUAAUAACAUCCUCUUGGGACAAGACGAUAAAUGCCUGGGACCUGGAGACUGGUAAAAUCCUGUGGACAGUAACACAGGGUGGUUUGCUGAUGUCAUGCAGCGUGUCAGGGGACGGGAAGUACGUGGCUUCAACCUCAGACAUGGACAACGCUCUGUAUGUCAGCUGUGCAGCUACGGGACAGAAACUGCAUUACAUUCCAGGUCAUCAUACAUCCACGGUGAUGAGCUGCAGGUUUGAUGCUCAGAGUCAGCAUGUUGCCAGUGUCUCAGCAGACAGAUCUGUUAAAUUGUGGGACAUUAGCUCUCACAAAACCACUCUGAGCAUAAAAAGCGCUCACACAAACGUCAUCUCCAGCUGCUGCUUUACACAAAAUGGCCGUUACUUGUGCACGGCAUCAUGGGACCGUACACUAAAGCUGUGGGAUGUGCAAACAGGUUCCUUCCGUACCAGAGGAGGAGAGCAGCUCAACAAAGGCCAUGAUGGAAGUGUCAGCUCCUGUGCUUUCUCCAGUGAUGCUUCUUUUCUUGUGUCUGGAUCGUACGACAGAACCGUUGCAUUGUGGGAUGUGAAGGGACUGUACAGAACUCUGGUGCUGAAGGGUCAUCUGGACUGGGUGACAGACGUGGACAUCAGUGCUGAUAAGAACUGGGUGGUCUCCUCUUCAAAGGAUUGUACAGUGCGGCUGUGGAAUAUUGAGCAGCAUGAGCGCAUUCCUACAGUCAGAGAGAGCAGGAAAGCACAUGGACAUGAACCUCAUAUCCUUCAGUGUGAGGGAUGUGGAAAAGUCUUCUCACUGUCUCACUUGGAGAAAGUUAACUUCCUCACCAAGUGUGUGUUCUGUCGACUGAAGACUCCACACACUUCUCUACCAGCACCUCCACCUCUUUAG
Tachysurus vachellii is the source of this 1197-nucleotide messenger RNA. RefSeq names its product WD repeat-containing protein 88-like. The transcript is spliced from 11 exons. Lineage: Eukaryota; Metazoa; Chordata; Actinopteri; Siluriformes; Bagridae. Bases 1 to 1197 code for a protein of 398 amino acids. The record is from RefSeq and is a predicted model, not a curated record. Gene Ontology annotation, molecular function: protein binding.